AUGUCCGGAAUGCCAAAUAUACCAACUCACAUGUUACAGACCUGGAAACUUGAGCCACCGGAAACCGACUCACAUUAUAGAUCAUACGAUCCGUCUUUGUAUGAGCCCGACGCGGGGCCGGGGACGCUCGGCUACACCAACUUCAACCCCCCUUCCAUUGACGCUUUUAUUGAAUCAUCGCCCUCUAUCGGAAUUCCAAUUGUCACAGACCUCAACUCUGGUAGAAAUACUGGUGGCAAGCACGAACUUAACACUCUGAAUCCACAUUCCCAAACGAGGGUAUCAAGCUACUCAGCUUUCUGGAGUACUGUUGUCGGCAGCUCCAAUUUCAAAGCGAUUACCUUCGCUGUCGUGGAUCGAAUCCUGUUUCACAACACCGAAUCCAGCCAACAACCCGUUGCCUAUGGAGCGGAAUAUACAGUCGUGGAGAAUGGCCGAAAGCGCAAGAAUAUAGUGUAUGCCAACAAAGAAGUGAUUCUAUCGACAGGUGCACUGCAGACUCCUAAAAUGCUGAUGUUGUCCGGAAUAGGGCCACGGCAAAUACUAGAAGAUCUUCAGAUCCCACUUAUAUACGAGAAUGAGUGGGUGGGGAAACACCUUUACGAUUCGCCAUCUGUAUCCAUGGUUAUCAGGACAACUGAUGAAGCAUCGACCAAUCAGUUCCAGCAAGACAUGAGCUCGGUCGAGGCCGCGAUGAUCGAGAAAUCCCGGAAGCCUAAUAGCUCCUCUAACCCACUCAAUACGAUUGAUGGAAAUUCAGGUCCAGCAUUUUCUUUUGCUACACUCAACAUGUCAGACCUGGAUGCAGUAGGAGCAUCUUACCUUGCAGUGAAUCGUUCUGAACAGGCACAUUACGAAGUGAUCCUGUGGACUUCUCUGUAUCCCUUACCCUCCGACACACCUACCCUGAAUAACUACUACGACUUCAGCAACUACACCCAAGAAUCCUACGUUUCGCUAGCAUCUUACAUGCUGGUGCCAGGAACGGGCGGCAAUGUAACUGUUAAUUCACGGGACGCCUCAGCUCCUCCUUUGAUCAAUCUACCGUUUUACGAGGCUGCAAGCGAUCUGAAUAUUCAGAUUCUGUCCAUCAAGCGACUUAGGACUCUGAUAUCUCAGAGCGAAUUUUCUCAAUACACGUCUGGGCCUGCGAACGGCGAAAUCGUCCCGGGACCAGCUGUUCAAUCGGAUGAAGAUAUUGCCAACUUUAUUCGCGAGACCAGUGUCUCCUCAGCCCACCAGGCUGGAACUGCUGCAAUGCGUCCCCUCGACGAUGAGGGCGUCGUAAGCCCAACUCUUGAAGUGUACGGAGUGCAAGGGUUACGGGUUGUCGACGCUUCGAUCAUGCCACUCUUCGUGGAUCAGCAUCCGACUGCUGCAAUCUAUAUGAUUGCGGAGAAAGCUGCUCAAAUGAUCAGGGAGAAGUACAGCACAUAG
Exophiala bonariae is the source of this 1437-nucleotide messenger RNA. RefSeq lists its product as uncharacterized. The record is from RefSeq and is a predicted model, not a curated record. Gene Ontology annotation, molecular function: oxidoreductase activity, acting on CH-OH group of donors; flavin adenine dinucleotide binding. NCBI's taxonomy places the organism in Eukaryota, Fungi, Ascomycota, Eurotiomycetes, Chaetothyriales, Herpotrichiellaceae. The coding region runs from base 1 to 1437 and encodes 478 amino acids. The transcript has 5 exons.